AUGGCUUCUUAUUUCGGAAAGCUGGUACUCUUAUUCGCUGCGAUCCAAAACGCGAUCGCAGUGGUGACUUUUACAAUCCCCAAGCAGGCACAUACAGGCGGGUUCAGAUAUGCACCCCUUGACCCUGCGCCAGUUGGGAUAUCUUUCGAGUUCUUUGCCUUCCCGGCUUAUUUUACCAAUGUGAGCGCCACGAAUCAGUGCCUAUCCAAUUGGAAGGACUUGACGGGGGUUUGGCCGCCAAUACGCAUCGGGGGCACCACACAAGACCGAGCCCAAUAUGACUCUAAAAUUUCAGCAUAUGUUGUAUAUAGUGUUUCUAAUCCGGCCGACGCACCUGCAAGUUUGACAUUUGGCUCGAGCUUCUUGACUCUUGCGGGAUCAUACGCGGGGAGCGUGGUGGUCGGGUUGAACAGGGGUAAAAAUAAUAUUCAAAACACAAUUGAUGCAGCAAAGAUUGCCGUAUCCGAGGUUAAGAACUUGCUUGCCAUCGAAUUAGGAAACGAGCCGGAGUACUACUCGAGAAAUGGACAACCUAUUGCUUCUGGAGGCUGGAAUCCCGCCAUAGAUGCCGCUUCACAAAACAAUUGGGCAUUGUCAGUUGGGUCUGCCGUCCGAAAGUCACCGAUCAUUCAAGCUGGAAACUCCAAUGAUUCACCACCAACCUGGGGUGCAGCCGAAUUGAUUGCAACAGAGAACGCAACGGUCAAGAGUUACGUCAAAACCUACGCCCAUCACAAUUAUCCGGGUGGGAGUGUAACCUCACUUAUGAGCCAUAAGAGCAUCUCUAGCAAUCUUCAUGUCUUCGAUGCCGACGUAGCAGCCGCGUUGAAGGAAGGCAAACCAUAUGUCUUUGGCGAGACCAACUCAGUGUCCGGAGGAGGGGCUGCUGGGGUAUCUCCUACCUUUGGAGCGGCGUUAUGGACUAUGGACUAUGUUCUCCGUGCUAGUUACAGCAACAUAUCUAGGACAUAUUUCCAUCAUGGAACUGUCGGCAAUUGUCAAUACUGCUUUUGGGGUAGAUAUAGUAUGGGCGCGCCUUAUUAUGGUGCUUACGCUGCGACCGCAUUAUUGGCAAAGGCUUCUUAUCUCACGGCUCUCGAUGACGGAACCAGCAAUUAUGCAGCAUAUGUUUCGUUUAGCUCUGAUGGCACACCUUUGCGAGCGAUUUUAUAUAACUCUGACUACUUCAGCGGAAGCGGGAGCCGUUCCAGUCAGUCGUUCGACAUUCGCGGGUUAUCCGGAAACUCCCUCAAAGUCAAAAGGUUGACGGCGGAGAGUGCGAUGUCGAGAGUUGAUCAAGGGGGUAAGGUAACUUUCGGAGGCCAAACGUUUACCGAUGGUAGCUGUGCGAUGACAGGAACUGAGAGUAUCGAGUCUGUGGCGGUUUCUAAUGGCCAAGCAACUAUCACAGUCAAAGCCAGCGAAGCUGUGUUGAUCUAUUUACAAUAAUGGAGGAUAGAUCUUCAAUACUACGAUGGCAUGCGUUGAGCCUGCCUUGCUGUUGGUGUUAUCACCAAAACUUUUGCCACGUAAAAAAGUUGAUGUAUGGGAGAAUCAGAACUUCGAACUGAACAAAUCCUCCAAAGGUCGCAUUUCAUAUCAAAAUGGCUAGAAUUUUUAUUCAAGCCUGUAAACCAUAAAUAGAGCCUCAAAUGAGAUGCGACUUUGAAAAAUGGCUUACAACUUAUUAUAAAGUAGUCCCCAAGCA
This is a messenger RNA of Daldinia caldariorum, 1708 nucleotides long. RefSeq names its product glycoside hydrolase family 79 protein. Lineage: Eukaryota; Fungi; Ascomycota; Sordariomycetes; Xylariales; Hypoxylaceae. The coding region runs from base 1 to 1449 and encodes 482 amino acids. The record is from RefSeq and is a predicted model, not a curated record. The transcript is spliced from 4 exons.